UUAUAACUCAAUUACAAAAUAUGAUAAGUGAAGUCUUACUACUAAAGAAACAUGGGGGAGCCAGGAAUAAUAAGAAAGUUAAAUGAAGAAGUAGUUAAUCGUAUAGCUGCUGGUGAAAUUGUUCAAAGGCCUUCAAAUGCGUUGAAAGAGUUAAUAGAAAACAGUUUAGACGCAAAAGCAACAAACAUCGUAAUAACCGUAAAGGCUGGCGGAUUAAAAUAUUUACAGAUUCAAGAUAAUGGCACAGGUAUAAGGAGUGAGGACUUAGAGAUAGUUUGUGAAAGGUUCACUACAUCAAAACUGAGGGAAUAUGAGGACCUGAAAGAGAUUGCCACAUAUGGGUUCCGGGGCGAAGCCCUAUCUAGCAUCAGUCAUAUAGCUCAUCUUACUAUACUCACUAAGACAGCUGCCUCUAAAUGUGCUUAUAAAGCAUCUUAUGAAAAUGGAAAAUUGAAGGCUGCAAUGAAGCCAUGUGCUGGCAACAAUGGAACUCAAAUAACAGUAGAAGAUCUGUUCUACAAUGUAAUAGCUCGUAAGAAGUCUCUCAGGAGCCCUACAGAGGAGUAUACGCACAUAAUGGAGGUAGUUGGAGGGUAUGCAAUACAUAACAGCCAUGUAGGUUUUACUUUGAAGAAAUUUGGAGAGAACACAGAUUUGAAGACCCCUGUCAACUCUUCUGUCAUUGAGAAUGUUCGGAUUAUCCACGGUAACACGAUAGCUCGAGAACUGAUGGAAAUAGAGCUACACGAUCCUUCACUUAAGCUCAAUUUGCGAGGUUAUAUAACAAAUGUUAAUUACUCGCAUAAGAAAGGAACUAUGCUAUUGUUCAUCAACCAUAGACUCGUGGACUCGCUAUCAAUAAGAAAAGCUGUGGAUUCGAUAUAUUCAACUUAUUUACCUAAAAAUGCGCACGCGUUCGUCUACCUCAGCCUGGAGUUAGAUCCAAGAAACGUCGAUGUGAACGUUCACCCGACUAAACACGAAGUGCAGUUUCUGUAUGAAGAGCAAAUCAUUGAGAAGAUCAAGUCCUGCAUCGAGAGCAAGUUGCUCAGUUGUAAUUCUACCAGGGUUAUGUACACACAGGCACGUUUACCAGGCGCCACAAUGGUAGAAGAGAUCGUGAAAAAAACAACAGAAACUAAAGCAAACCCUAGUUAUAUGGUCAGAGUGAACUCGGACGUACAGAAAAUAGAUAAAUUCUUUCCCACACUAAACAAACCGAAUGAAACUGUAACCGACACUGACAUCAAUAUGGACGAACAAAACGAGGCUGUGAACACAAAAGUACCAGAUGUAAUUGUUAAUACAGAAUCUCAGGAAGUUUUAGAAAGUUCUAUACUCGAAGAACCAAGAAAUGAAAAGGAUAGACAGGAAAAAUACAAGACUCAUACAGCUGUAGACCAAGCUAAUUUAAGCUAUAUUGACCCAAAAGAAUCUUUUAAAACAAGAACUUUUAAGUACGAAAGAGUCGAAACUAAGUUGACCAGUGUGAAACAGCUUAGACUAGAUGUUGAGAACAAAUGUAACAUGAACCUGAGAGAGAUUCUAGCGAAUUUGAUCUUUAUUGCGUGUAUUGAUUGCCACAAGUCUCUCAUACAACAUUCAACUAAAUUAUAUUUGUGCGAUACGACUAGAUUUGCGGAAGAAUUGUUUUACGAGACACUGCUGUACGACUUUCAGAACUUCGGCCUAAUAAAACUGUCCAGCCCUUUGCCUCUAGAAGAACUAUUUGUCCUAGGACUAAGCUCGCAGGAUAGUAAUUGGGACCCAGAAUUAGGUGAUAUGAGAGACAUGGCUCAGCAAAUGUCCGAGUUACUUGUUGGCAAGCGAAAUAUGCUGUACGAGUACUUCUCAUUUGAAAUAAAUAGCAAUGGAGAACUGUUGGCGCUGCCAUUGUUAUUAGAUGGCCACACCCCAUUUAUGGGCGCUCUUCCCACGUACCUCGUUCGUUUGGUUACCGAAGUGAAUUGGGAUAGUGAAAAGGAAUGUUUCGAAACCUUUAGCCGACAGACAGCCAUAUUUUACUCCCAGCCUAACCCAGACCCAAAUCCAGACAGUUUGAGAUCUGAACAAUGGCGACAGGAACAUGUCUUGUUCCCUGCAAUUAGAAGAAAUUUUUUGCCGCCAACUACCUUCGUCCACAACGGCGCCAUAUUGCAAAUUGCGAGCCUAAACGAUUUGUAUAAAGUGUUCGAAAGAUGUUAACUAAGAGAAAUAAACAUUAAGCUUUUAUUUUAAU
This is a messenger RNA of Spodoptera exigua (beet armyworm), 2239 nucleotides long. The record is from the annotation of a GenBank genome assembly. NCBI's taxonomy places the organism in Eukaryota, Metazoa, Arthropoda, Insecta, Lepidoptera, Noctuidae.